Molecule: messenger RNA, 249 nt
Organism: Protopolystoma xenopodis
Lineage: Eukaryota; Metazoa; Platyhelminthes; Monogenea; Polystomatidea; Polystomatidae
Source: the annotation of a GenBank genome assembly
GCUGCUCGUGAGCACCUGGAUGAGCGGUUGCGAAGCGAAUCUCAAUUCCAUAGGCAACUGUUACAGGCGGAACUUCAGGAGCGCUCCAGUCUCGAGACAGCGCUACAGCGGGAGCUAGACGAUGCUAGAGCUCAAGCCUCUGUUUUGGCGGACCAGGCAGCCGUCGCAGAGCGUGAUAAACAAGCCCGUCGCACUGCAGAGACUGAAGCAGAAGCAAUGCGACAAAACUUGACUCAUGCACAGGUAUAA